This is a messenger RNA of Porites evermanni, 9203 nucleotides long. The record is from the annotation of a GenBank genome assembly. NCBI's taxonomy places the organism in Eukaryota, Metazoa, Cnidaria, Anthozoa, Scleractinia, Poritidae.
AUGCCCGGAUACGAUUUAUCUCCAGCGGACCGAUCGAUAAUCGACAAAAAGAAUUUAUGCCCUAAAUGUGAGGGACUUCUUAGAGAAGCUGUGCAAACAAUAGCAUGUGGACAUAGGUACUGCAAAACAUGCGUGGAGGCGAUUCUAAGGUAAGUAGUAUCACUGCUCGACACCAACUUAAAUCGCUUAAUAUGCUAUAUAAUGUAGAUAAUUGUCAAACAAACUGUAGAAAAAAACUAGUUGACAUAUCGCAGGCCCCAGUUGAUCAAAAGAUGGAUCGCGCUACCCACCUGAUAAUCUCCAUUAUAUCUGACGUGACUCAAUUGAUUUUCCUUGCAUUUAAUGACCAUUUAUCUGAUGGAUAAUGAUUUAUCCAAAAGUAGGUUGAGUUUGAUCGUCCGGGUGAACGUAGUCCUGAGUAGGACUGUUGUUGUUGACAGUGACUGACGUUUGAUCAACAACCUGUGCGGCAGUCACCUACAGAGUCAAAGUGAGUUGUAUCACGUCAGCUGACGGCAUUAUACUCUGGUUAUUGACCUGAUUGGUCAAAUACGUCGCGAUGUUAUUGGUCGUCUGUCCAGCUGUAUGUCAGUUAAGCUGUGAUGUUAUUGGCUAUGAAGACUCGUAGUCAGUAGUUGGUGCGUUUCGAUCCGUCCAUUGUCACAGUUAAACAGUCGUCUAUUGUUAGUCAAAUUGUCAGUUCUCCAGUCGUUCUCUCGUAGUUAGUUUUGCUUGAUCUCGUCAAUAAGUCUUUUAAUACGGUGUUGGUAACUGUUGGCUACGAUUCAGUGGCGUUUGUUCUAAGUUAGUAAACCAGCUUUCUAAAGUAAGCCGUUGAUAGUAGUCCCGGGGGGUACUCGAUAUAUCCUUGGGUGGGGAGGUGCGGCUCGGCCCCUCAUACCCUGACCCUGUUUAAGACAAAAAUCGCUGAUUUUCCUACCCUGUUUAAGACAGAAUUCCGAUUUUUGAUUCCCAGUUUAAGACAUUCGUAGAACAUAAGCGCAGGCUGUUUAUCGUCUAAGAACAGGGUUAUGGGCUCCUGUCUAAGAAAAGAUACCCUGUUUAAGACAAAAAUGGAUAAAAUCGAUACCCUGUUUAAGACAAAAAUCCCGAAAAACAUACCCUGGCUGGCCGCACGUCCCCAUUAAGCCCUUAUAAGGGAGGAUCCCCCCCCCCCGGGUUCAUGAUAUAAAUUCAUUUCAGUAUAUUUCAAUUCAUAAAAAAGUAAAUGUUAAACUCAUUGACCAGGCCAUUUCCAUCUAGAAAACUUUGCGAGUGCAUAACUCUCCAUGCAUUGUCUUGUUGUUACUAAUUUGCAAAGUAUUUGUAGAGACUGAUGAAUGAACAACAUAGAAACGUAAAUCACUAAAAUAAAAACAGUCCUAGGUCACUUCCUGUGGGACUCAGGGCCCAAUGAUACAAUAAGCAGACAAAAAUGAAUGCUCGUAGCACUAAUUACGGGCCAAAACAUUGGUUGCAUUAUCAAUAAAUGACAAAUUUGUGCUACAAAACCAGCCAAAAAUGUAAAUAAUGCUAGUGGUGCUCUUUUUGGUAAAAUAGAUUAACAUUAUUUUCGUAAUGACGAAUUAUGCCAAACAAUCUAUCAAAGCUUAGUACUGGGAACAUUGUUGGGACAUUUAACCGCUCCACUGCCGCGUCGCUUACCGUGCAAUGCAAGAAUAUCUUGACCCGUUUAUUUAACACCAACUGUGCAUCAGUAGAUAACGCUCCGACAAGGCCACUUAGAUCGGCCUCUAACAACCUCAAUAUUCCUAGAUCUAACUGUUGUACAUAUGAAGAUAACGCCUUUUCAAUUGCCGCACCGCAAAUGAUUUCGUCAUUUAAGUCUAAUUUAAUUUAAGGAAGCAUUUUGUUAGUUGCCUGAUAUGGACCACAGAACAAGCUUUUAUUUUAUAUUUAUUAUUAUAAAUUAUUAUAAUUAUUAUUAUUUUUUAAUUUCACAUAAAUAAUUACAUGGACAUCUAACCGAAUAGUACCAUAUUAUAGAUUACUACCAUUUUUGUAAAUUCAUUCAGGCGUAUGCGAAAUCCUUAUAUAAGAGGUGCUAUCAUUAUUGUUACUAGAGGUAGUUAUUUAUUAUAGAUCCGUGUUCUUCACUUACAGAAACGAGAUCGAGUCGAAACGAGUCCAGCUUCCUGGCUGAGAUGCCCCUGAUAAAAUCAGUAGUGGCGGCUAAUCGGCAGUCGCCAGCAAUACCUCGAAAAUUUGUGCCUUUGUACCACAGGAACACCAAGAUUAGGAUGCUUUUUGACGAACGCGAUUAUGAUUGGUAUUAUUAUUAUUAUUAUUAUUAUUAUUAUUAUUAUUAUUAUUAUUAUUAUUAUUAUUUAAAGCUGCAACUAUACACAUGUUUACAGAUAUAUUUAAUAUGUUACAGCUCCAAAAACAACCACACCAUCAACACAGCCUCUGAGUACAGGAAGUCCAACAACAGGGAUGCCAAAUACUUUGAAACCAACUAUCCCCCAAGUGUGCAGUGUGCCAGUUAACAAGACUGUACCACCCCUCUCCUGUGAUCCACUAUGUGGUACAGGUAACUAGUAUCUACUACUCUUUGAAUUAAGGAAUCUGCAGGGAAGCAUACUAGAGUACAAUAACAGUCACGUAGGCAGAGUACAAUAUCAGUCGUAAAAAUUACUAUAAUGGCCACAUUAGCAUUUUAGCAAUAACUGCGAAAAAUCCGUAAGCGCUACACUUCUACAGAUAUACUAGAAGGUUGUGGUGCUUAUUUGGGGGUUACAGUUCAAGUACCAGGAUUUGUCCCAAAUCAUGACAUUUAUUCAAGGACCCUGCUGUUUUAAGUAACUACAGAUAAUUUUUGUACCUGAUUCUUUUUGCCGAAAGAUUGGAGGAGGAGGAGGAGGAGGAGGAGGAGCAUACCUCACCCUCUUCACACUAUUCUGCCCCCUCUCCCUUCCGGGUACUUCAUAGAUGUGACAGUCCAUUUUGAGAAUGCCCACCAUUAUUAUUUCUGUUGCAGGUCUGACGUAUCACAGUACUGGAAAGUGUCUGUCCAACGGGCGUUGUCUCUGCUGGUGGGGGUGGACUGGUGCAAAUGCUUGCUAUGUCGACGGAGGAAUUUAUAACAACCGAAUUUUGGUAAGUGUUUUUGUUACAUGAUUUAUGGAAACAGCUUAGCUCAACUACAAGUGUUCUGAUUAGUAAACCUUCUCUCAGUUUUACUUUAAUUUGUUUACAGUUAAUGGUAUAACAAGGAGGCCCUCCGAUGUCAUGCACAUUUCAGUGGGCACCCAGGGGAGAGAUCUUGAGACCGCCCCCCCCCUCCCCCAAGGGAGUACCCCCCCCCCCGGGAUAGUAGUCUAUAGAAUACAUUGUACAUGUUGCAGAGUCCCAGUCAAUUUGAUGUUUCGUCUGUGAAUGGUGUUCAGCAAUGUGAUUGUUGACGUCACCAUUCCUCGUCGCUCGUUUGUGUUCGGUCAGUCGGGUGCUAAGGUUUCAGCCAGUUUCACCAACGUAGGGGAAGCCUGGCAGUCGCAGCAUUUGAUCUUGUAUACUGCUCCCUGUCUGUCCUCCGGUUUGUCUUUGUCCUUAACAUUAGUAAGCAGUCGCUGUAAAGUGGUUAUCGGUUUGUGUGCAACACGUAUAUAAUAAGGUUGUAAUAUACGUGCGAUAGUUUCAGAGGUGCCUCUGAUGUAUGGUAUAGUCGCUGUCGUAACAGGGCCAAAGUUGACGUUGGUCUGAGUGUUACUGUGAGUGUUUCGUCUAACAAAGUCCGUUUUGUAAUUGGUCUUACUAAAAACGUUGUUAAGAUAAUUAGUCUCGUGUUGUAGGCUGUCAGUUGAGUCGCAAGCUAGUUGUGCUCGUCUCGUCAAAGUCCGGAUAGUAGUGUAGCCUUGUGAGAGGUCAGGUUGUACGAAGACUGGUCUAGUAAUCGGACGGUAUGUGUCGGUUUUCUGUAAAUAGUCGUGUGCAGUUUGUUGAUGUCGCGAGUGACCAAGCAGUUUAGAAAAGGUAUCUUACCGUUUUCUUCGAUCUCCUUGGUGAACUGUAUCAGUGUCCGCGUUCUGUCUGUCUGUUAAGGUGCUCGUGAAGAUCGUCGAUUCCGUCUUUGUGUACGGCGGUGAAUGUGUCGUUAAUGGAACGUAACCGGUAAUUAACCGGUAAAUCGUUACGGCAGAUAGCCCGUUAAUACUUUGUAGAUAAUUGUAUACAGGCUCAUAUACCUGAGAUAAUUGCCAAAUAUGCUGUUAAAAAGUAGAUAUUCUGAUAUCUGGGUGUGAUGCAGAUAAUUUGUAAAUGCAGUGUAGAUAAUUUCACUGUAAAUUUACUGAUCCCAGAUUCCCUCUUUUACAGGCAGGAAGCGGGAAAGUGCAUCAUUGAUGGAACAGAUAUUACUAAAGAACAGGUUUGUUAUCGGCACACAGAACAAACGAGUGCUCCACAAAAAUAGUUUGUGUUAAGUUAUCAUCAAAAUUUCUAAAUGAACAGGUUUUAACAGAUACAGAAGCCAACGUUUCGCAUGAGAGCAAUAACGAUAACCAUAACCAAAACGAUAGCGAUGACGAUAACGGUUAUGAUAAAUAUAAUGAAUAAUAAUAAUGAUGAUGAUGAUGAUGAUGAUGAUGAUGAUGAUGAUGAUGGUGAUGAUGUUGAUGAUAAUAAUAAUAAUAAUGAGUUCCAAAUUGUAGGUGUUGCAAAUGAGAAUGAUCUACAGCCAUAUUUCUUCAACUUUGCUGAUGGUAUUGUCAGGAGCCUCUUAGAGGCAGAUCUUAAGCUUCUUGAUGGUCUAUAGGGUUGCAACAUUUCUGCUAUAUAGGAAGGUGUUGACCCAUUUAAGGCUUUAAAGGUUAACAAAAGCAUCUUGUAUUUGAUACGGCCGUACAUGGGAANAGGUUUGUUAUCGGCACACAGAACAAACGAGUGCUCCACAAAAAUAGUUUGUGUUAAGUUAUCAUCAAAAUUUCUAAAUGAACAGGUUUUAACAGAUACAGAAGCCAACGUUUCGCAUGAGAGCAAUAACGAUAACCAUAACCAAAACGAUAGCGAUGACGAUAACGGUUAUGAUAAAUAUAAUGAAUAAUAAUAAUGAUGAUGAUGAUGAUGAUGAUGAUGAUGAUGAUGAUGAUGGUGAUGAUGUUGAUGAUAAUAAUAAUAAUAAUGAGUUCCAAAUUGUAGGUGUUGCAAAUGAGAAUGAUCUACAGCCAUAUUUCUUCAACUUUGCUGAUGGUAUUGUCAGGAGCCUCUUAGAGGCAGAUCUUAAGCUUCUUGAUGGUCUAUAGGGUUGCAACAUUUCUGCUAUAUAGGAAGGUGUUGACCCAUUUAAGGCUUUAAAGGUUAACAAAAGCAUCUUGUAUUUGAUACGGCCGUACAUGGGAAGCUAGUGUAACUGUUUGAGAAUUGGCGUGAUAUGAUCAUGUUUCCUGGAACGAGUUCCAAGGCGUGCAGCACAGUUUUGGACAACUUGUAGACGAUCAAUCAGAGAUUGACGAAGGCCAUAGAGUAAUGAAUCACAACAAUCUAAUUUAGAGGAAAUAAAAGCAUGAAGAUGAAAAUGAUAGUGUCAAUGAUAACGAUAACGAAAAGUAUAAUGAUACUGAUAAUAAGGAAUGGGCAAAGUUAUGAUUACCAAAUUUUGUUUUUUCACUUACGGUAAAAAUGAACCGUUUGUUGUCGUUGCAGGUAUUUCUUGACCGAUUUAUCGAGCGUGAAAUCCAAUCACUCUUGGUUCAUUGCAUUCAUCAAGAAGAAGGUUGUGACUGGAGAGACGAGCUUAGGAAACGAGAGGUAACUACUGGGCUUCUAAAUUGUACUGUUCAAAUGAAAUAUAAUGAUUUAUACACUGUACUGGUUGCUACUAGCUGUAAGUUAUAUCUGUGUAAUAGAUAAAGACUGUUACAAAUUAACCUCUGGCCCUAAUGGCCAGAGGGUCUCAGUGGGGUUCAAAUCAUCAGCCAGUGGAUGUAAAAGUAGUGAUCCAAGAUGCGUAAACGUUUGAAACGUUUUCACCGUAAUUGUCAAAAAAAAAGUUAAUGGUCACUUUAUAUCCCAGCCGGUGAUGGUACUAAAAGACCUUGCAUAAAAGCCAAAAUUUCAAUAAAAUUCACCUCAUUCAGGUAGACUCUCUUAACAUUCAGGCUCGAGUUCUGUAGAAAUCUGUAGAGCUAUACUCUAGACAUAACAGACGAUCUUUCAAAUAAAGCGAUUUUCAGUUGAGCCCAAGUAGUAAAGGGGGCAUGAUUUACUGCGUAAAAGUAACAACAUUAUCUGAGAAAAGGCAAUUUCAAUUGGGCAUGGCUGAAUAAAAGUAGUAUAAAGCGCAUGAUAUGAUUUGCCUCGUGUUUUUAGCACAGGAAUCUUAUCAGCAUGUGUAAAAAGAUUAAUAAAGCGAUUUCAACAGCGCGGAAGUAGUAUAGGGCGAAUGAUUUGCUACUUGUUUUGACACAGUUUUAUAUACUUUAGUCUUAGAUUUUACGAUGCUCCCAGUUUAAAAUAUGUCGAUUGUACAACAACGCUGUUCUUCUUCCGUCUUUAGUGCUAUUUUGUUCAUUAUUGCCAAAAUUGACAAUUACAUGUUCUCGUAUGUUAGGAUCACGAAGCUGUGUGUGUAUACAUUCAAGUUCCAUGCGUUCAUUCAGGAUGCGGUGAACUGAUGACUAGAGCAAAUCUGGUAGAGCAUCUUGAGAAGUGGUGUCAAUUCAGAAUGGAAAAAUGUGACUACUGCCAAACUCUUGUAGAGUUUGCAUUUUUGAAGGUAACGAUAACCCUCAUGAAAUUGUUUUUUACCCCUAAGUUGUCCUCAUUUGGGAUACGAUCCUUUCACUUUUAAGUCUUCCUUUGCAACAACAAAUUUCCAUGUUGUGAAGUUAUUCAUCGGUCUUCAUAAGAUCACUCAUGCAUUUUUAAUUUCUCUUUCUCUUUAUUCUUCUAGUCAUACCUCUAACCCGCUAACAUCUGAAAUCGGCAGAAGUAGUUGCUAGUGUUAAGUCUCAUAAACAAGAGAUCUUUUCUUUUUCAUUCAAAACCCAGUCAGCUUGGAUACUUUGUUCACAGUGAUCUCUAAACUGAUGACUAACAUAAUUAAUUAUACCCAGGAACACCAGGACUCUCAGUGUCCCUCAGUCCCAGAGACUUGCGCUGAAUGCGGGAGAAAGGGUAUCCCUCGUUCUCAGGUGAGUAAGCCUUACCAGCCUUUCUGAUUUGAAAACUUUUAUUUGCGAAGUUGAUGCUCACUGGCAUCACUGGAUACUUUGCACAAGCACUUUCUGCAAUCGAAAAAAAAAGGCAACGCAUCUAAUUUUGUUGUCCUCCAUGCUCCGAGAGGUUUCUUCUUCCUGUUUUUUUGUUUUUGCAUACUCCCUGAAACAAUGAUUCCAGAGUUCCACUUCGCGGUACGAAAAAAGAUGGCACCACGAGCAGAACUCUGGGUAAAUCGACCAAUCUAUCUUUUUCCAUACCGCGAAUUUGAUCGUUUAAUCAGCAACACAUGCACGUUGGUGAAAGAGUUCUUAACAGGUAGCUCUUAGGUGUUGCGUGGGUAACAAAUUUAAUUCAAGAACAUUUUACAUCAUACUACAUAUAGUUACCGUAACUCUGGAAUAAAACGUUUGGGACUUAAUUUUGGUUUUUAUCUUUCUCACUCCAUCAGAUGCCUGCCCAUUAUGAUCCGGUAAACGGAGACUGUGAGGAAUUACAGUCAAGUUGUCCAUGGGCACAAAUUGGAUGCCCUGAGACAAAGGUAUGCAAAUACUUAGAUUACUUUUGUUACAGGAGGGGAUCGUGCUUUAGAGGGGAAGUUGAAUGUUCAAAAAUGAAUGGCAUCGAUCGCUUUUUGUGUAAAGUGCCGCCACACGUAAGAUGACUUUCCCUUGCCAGAGCAAAGCCAGAACAAAUGUCAAGGAUUUGUCUUACAUAAAUUUAAAGACUUCUGUGGAGGAGGGCGGGAGAUCUUUUAUAUGUGAUUUUGUCCAGGGAAAACGUUUACUGAGUGGUCCGUAGCUUGUGCAGGUUUGCGAAGACGUCUCCGGAAAGCUCAUACUGAGCCUUGAUCAAAGCUAGCUACGGGCCACUUUUGAAUCCGGCACUUGAAGUUUGACUGUAUGCUCCAAGUCAGCAAUCAUUCUGAAAUUUGUGGAAGGGCUGCGUGUUUAUUAACGUUUCUGAGCUUUAAUAUACCAUGUCGUUUUCGUUUUGUUUAGACUAUGAAGCUGCAGGAACGAAGAAUGCAUGAAGAGGAAAAUGCUUCCGGUCACCUGAUGCUCCUAUUUCAGACCGUAAUGCAGCUCUUCUCAAUGGUUGGGAAGACCAUGCGGGAAUCUGGUCUCGUGUCAAUGAACGGCGUAAAUCUACCAAAACAGAAAGAUUUGGAACGCUAUGCUAAACAAGUUGAGAAUAUGCUGAAAGAAAAUGAAGAACUCAAAUCAAAAUUGGCUCAACAAGAAGAAAGAGUAAGGCAACUGGAAAGUUCUAGACAGAACAGGUCAAACUCAGCUUCAGCAUUUGAUUCAACGCUCGCCAAAGAGCUUUUACAGAGGAUGACUACAGAAGAAGGAAAGACAGCCAAUCUCGAACUUUUGCUUGUUGAAGCAAACAGAUUAAAUGAAGAACUACAAAGAAAGGUGUCUACCCUAGCCAGGCAACAGGAGUCUUCGAAUGGAACAACUGAUCGGCUACAAAGACAGUUCGAGUCCAUGAGUCACUCACUAGCACUUCGUAAUGUUAUGCUGACAGAUUUGGACGAAUACGUGAGGCAGCAGGAAGUCUCCAGUCACGAUGGAAUCUUGCUUUGGAAAAUCACCGAGUUCGCUAAAAAACGGCAAGACGCCGUGUCCGGGCAUCAGACGUCAUUUUAUAGCCCGUGCUUCUUUACCAGUCGCUAUGGAUACAAGAUGUGCGCACGCAUCUACUUGAAUGGUGAUGGUAUUGGAAGAGGGACACACAUCUCGGUAUUCUUUGUUGUCAUGCGUGGUGAGUACGAUGCGUUACUCCGCUGGCCAUUCAGACAGAAGGUAACGUUCAUGCUGCUGGAUCAGAAUAACGUAGAACACGUGAUCGACUCCUUCAGACCUGACCCAAACAGCUCAUCUUUCCAGAGACCAAGAAGAGAAACAAACAUCGCUAGCGGGUGCCCUACAUUCUGUCCCUUGUCGGAGUUAAACGAUCAAGCCUACGUCCGAGACGAUACUAUGUUUCUGAAGGUCAUAGUCGAUACGACGGAUUUAUAA